Molecule: messenger RNA, 7425 nt
Organism: Cantharellus anzutake
Lineage: Eukaryota; Fungi; Basidiomycota; Agaricomycetes; Cantharellales; Hydnaceae
Exons: 19
Coding region: 1-7425 (2474 amino acids)
Source: RefSeq, a predicted model, not a curated record
AUGGCUGGAAGCACAGCGCUCCCCAAUGCGAAUAUCCAAGGCCUUUCACGCCACAUGGUGAUCUCAGAGGACCUGAGACGUUUGACAUAUGACAAGGCAAUAGCAGUGUCCCAUGCACUGCGUGAGAAAGCCUUCAUUGGCAUUUGUGAGCUGAAGGCUCACACCCACAGUUCUCUCCCUCUCACCUACGGUGUGAGGAAUGCACGGGCCAUCGAUCAAGCCGGGUUGGAUGGCAUCAAAGAUAGCAUCAUUGAGGACAGUGGUCCAUCAAGACUACGACCAGAUAUGCCAGUUGUGCUGUUGAUCCGGCAACCCUGGGUGACCAGUACUGACUGGCCAAAAAUAAUCACGCCAGAUAACCAUAAGUCAUUGGCAGUUCUUGAACUGAGUGAGGUGGGUUGGCUAGCAGCAAGGGCUGGCCAAUUGCAAGUUCUAAAUGGACAACAUCGAAUUGGGGCAUUACAGGCUGCAUAUGCAGCGGUAGCCGGUGAGGUAAAGAAGUAUGGGGAAGCAGUGGAAGGGAAGGUGGUUGAUAAUAUGGCGACGUCGGAGGAGAGGGAAAUAUAUCGGAAGGAUGAGGAGAGGUUGAAGGAAUGGAAGUUAAAGCUCCUAGAGCUUGUGACAUGGCCUGCUGUGGUGUAUGAUUUGGGCAACUUUUUAGAUGUUUUGGAACAAGAUGAAAGUAUGGGGAGCUUCGUCAUUGAGCUUCUCGCACGAAACAAGGAUGUCAUCGAAGUCAUGGCAUCAGAGGAAGAGAAGUUGGUGCCCGUUUAUCAGCACCUUCUCAAUGUCCAGGUGAGGACAGGGUGGAGGCCAACUCUGUGGCGGUCAGCUGCUGCGGCCAAGGAGGGGCCUGACGGGAUUGACCUCGAUAUCCGCAAGGUGAUGUGGCCAAAGCUCGGCACACACAGGAAGCUCCAGCGGAUUGCAGCUGACGAAAGGUCCAAUCGGGGACUGAUGGAACUUGUCCGUGUCGGCAAGUACUACCGUGACUGGAAGGGCUUCACAAUAAACCACAUCUCGACAAAACUUCUUGGUCAUACAUGUGCGUAUCUGUGGACAUAUGUCCAAGCACAAAAUGAACGUCUGGGGCUUCUCAUGACGGAGUCUGACGUGGAUGAUAACUUCGAUUAUGAGCGAUUCGAGGCACUCCUGAAGGAACUGGAUGGGAAGUUGACGCAAAAAUCACGCAAGGCGAAAACCGAAGAGCUUGAUGAACUGGCACUGCAUUUUGUCAAGACGUUCAUUGAUAAAGUUGAGAGGAUGCCCCCACUUGAUGCAUACUUCAAUGUGGAGUUCUGGAAAGGUGUGGAGGAUGCUGAGGUGGUGGCUGGGGUGGCGACGAUUGUCAAGAAAGGGUCGAAGAAGACACAGCGGACUUAUGGAGAUGACGUUUUCCAGUUCUCACAUCGGGAUCACUCAUCACGAUAUAUUGACUACCGAACAGCACUAUGGAGUACAGUCGAAAAGGUCCUUGAGCAAAACCGAAACAUUCUCCCUGAGUCGGUGCUCCAAAAAUGUCGCCAUCGCUUCAACGUCCUCUUCUCUGGCAUCAUUCACAGGUGGCAUAUGAUUCUGAUCACAAAUGGUCUCCUAUCAAAGUUUGAUGACAUUUCAACAGAAUAUGAACAGUUUUUCAAGGAGUCAUCCACCAAAAUGUUCGCGAACAUCCUGGUGGAGCUGGCCAUACGUCUGUCAUCCACCGAAAUGUUCGUGAACAUUAUGGUGGAGCUGGCCAUAUGUCUGUCAUCCACCAAAAUGUUCGCGAACAUCUGGAUCCAUGCUUGGAUUGACCCUGUCAAUGCCUACAUGAUGGACAUCACCCAACUUAACUACUUUGAUGCAUCCUAUGCACUAUUUGAUGCGAUUCUUCAAGAUCCUUUGCUUGCUGUGGAGCCAGGGACUGAAGUGGAGUUCACACAUGUCGUGUUUAGUGAAUUAUUGCCAUGCUUUAAACACUGGAAAAUUGAAUGGGAUCAUUGUGGAUUCAAGCCCAUCCCCUCACGCACCAAUUCUUCUUCGCCACUACCUGGUGGGUUCUUUGAGCGUGGAUCAACAUAUGAUGUACGUGCCAAGACCAAGGCACGCGUCAGGGAGGCCAAGGAAAAGGUCCCUGAUGAUGACCCCUCUCUGGACCCUCCAGAGCCUGGGAAUCAUAAGAAUGGCUUUUUGGGUGAUGCACCAUUCAAUAUCUCAUGGUCCGAUGAGUGCCUUGAAUACCGCACAUCCAUCACCACUUUCCUGCGCUGGUAUGACAACAACUUCACUCAUGUCGAUCUCGUCAAAUUCCGCAAGGGCAAGGAUGCUGUUGAUCGUGCGAUGGCAUUAUACCCACGGAUUUCUCCUACCCAGGUUGAUGCAGGACCAAAUCACCUGCACCGUAACUCUGCAAAAUGGCGCCUAUCAUGGGUCAGAGAUGCAUUGUCAAUUUAUGCACCAAGCCCACCCGAUUUCCAACUCGUCAUCCCAACCCGUGUUCGAAAGUCAUUGACAUACUUCAAUCAACCUGAAGCCUUUGUCCGUGCCCUUGAGGGAAAAUUGGAUUCAAGUGAUGAGGAUCCUGAGGGAGGAUCUGCAGCACAGGCUUAUCAUGCCACACGUGUUCAACACCGCCAACAACUUGAUGGGCUAAGGAAAGCCUUCGAAGGAGUAACAUUUAUUCACAAGGGAGGGAAAGUAGAUGGCCCAAUUGAUUCCAGUAUCAUAACAGCAUGGAAUGCAUUUGAGCAGCACCUUCACCGAUUCUCAGUCAUAGCCUCUGUGGCAAAGGCAAAAGCAGCGCAAGAUGCUGAAGGCUCUGCUGGAGAACUCCAAUUAUUUGAGGAGGAUAUUCGCCUGUUGGGAGGAAUGCCACCUUCAAAAUUCACAUUCAAGAGUAGUUCGAUUAUGGCUGGGAAACGCCAAUCAACAUCCCCAGUGCUGCCAAAAUGGCUCCGAGAUGCACGGGAUAUCACCAUUUCUGAGGCAAGUGAUAACUACAAACAUGCCAACAUAUCCAUCAGACUCACCACUAAACAGACACAUCAGAAGGCCCUGGAUAAAUUAGAGGAUCAACAGGAGGAGCAGGAUUAUGAUCCUGAACAAGGGGACCCUGACCGAGAUGACACUCCAUCCAAGUCUUCAGACAGCAGCAGUGAAAGCAGUGCUGCCAAGUCAACUGACAACGAGGAGCCUAUGCCAUCCAAAAAACCCACUAGGGUGGAAAAAGGUAAGGGGAAGGCUGUGCCUGAUCCUGGCCAAAGGGAUGUUGAAGACCCCACACCAGAGGAUGAUCCAACUGGAUCGGAGCUUAGUGAUAGGGGUGAGCCUGAGCAAGGCGUAAAACGCCCCCGGACAUCUAUUGAAUCCACAGUAACGCCUGCUGCAAAGAAGCAACGGCCCCAGGAUCCAAUCAAGGAACCAAGACGUACCCGUGCAACAGCCAAAAAGGGUGCAAUAUUUCAAAUUGGUGAAAUUGGAAAUAUGCCAUCAUGUUGCCAAAUUGGCCAUAUUUUGCUCAUCUUCCCACUUCAACACCUGAAGGACAUCUCAUCCGCCGUGAAGAUGGCAGCGAUCUCAACCGAUUCCUCCGAUCUCAUUGAGCUUCCCUCUGAGGAGGACACCAUUCCCCCUUAUGACAUUCAUAAUCCUCUUGCAGAAGAGGGAUAUGGUGCUGUGAGACAAGAUAUCAUCGCUCGCGCCCGCCUUGGCACAACUGAGGCUUCUAAUCAACCUGAAAUGCAAAAGUUUUAUGAUACACCAUCUCGAACACUGCCCAUGAAGACAUUGCGCCACUUGUACAUCAACAAGAAUGGUGCAAGUGCCUUCAGCCUCUUGCAGCGCAAACAUCGACUACACUUGGAUCCCCAGUUCCAUGAACCGGGAACCUCACGACAAUAUACCUUCCGUCUCAAUGGACACUCCAUUGACUUUUCCCUUAAAGUGCCCGAUCGCUGUGGAUUUGAUGCGAUCCUUCCUCCGAGCCCAAUUGGGGUCCUCCCCACCUGGAGUUUUGACCUUGACCUGUGUGGUUCAUUGCGGGACUUUCUGAAUCGCAAGGGGGAUCUUGGCUUUGAUCCAAGGGGUCGCAUGCUGUACAUCGGAAAAUUCGGUCAUGACAGUGUAUUUCUGGCCAUGGCACCAAAUUCGUUCCUUGAUGGAUCACUUGACCCUGUACCAUGUGGCCACGUUACUGGACCUACUCAAAUGAAUACCAGCCAUAUUCGCAUGGCAACGAGCAUCAUUCUGUGGUCAAUGACCUAUAUUUCUGACCGGGACUACAGCACCCUAACUCGUUAUGCCCUAUUGGCGGAAAUAUUAAUAAAUACCAGGAUGUCGCACCUUGGGUUAUGGCUUAUUGGCACUCUUAUUAUUAUUAGUCAGGAGCAUAAUGGGAAGCUUACCUUGCGGCGACGAGAUGUUGAAAACAUGCAUCAUGCCCUUGCACACUACUACACAUCAGAAUUUGUUGCCAAUGCACCACCAACGUGGACAGAUGAUACUUGGUUCACAAACUCAACUCCCCUUGUCGUAACAAUCAAGUAUGGUCAGGAUUUGCCACUGGAUAUGGUCAAUUUGGAGGAGACAUCAACGACAUGGAACCACAAUUUCAGUUUCCAACACAUUUCCCGAUGGAGCAUUGCACUUGCCACCCAUAUUGUUGUACCUUCCAUUGUUGACACCGAAGUUCUUGAUCCACAAGCUAUUCUUGAAGAGUUUGGGACAGUCUUUGAUGAGCAUGGGCAGGUGAUUGAAGAUUUGGAGCAUUUCGACCUGGAAGACGAGGAUGGUGAACCAAUUCCCAUCUUUGACUCCCAAGGGGCACAGAUCGAUCGUAAGGAAGAGCUCUUCCGUGAAAAGGCAACCCCAGGGGGAUUGCUUUUUCGACUAAAUUCUGCCUCCCAUAUGUUUGAUCGUGUCUAUGGAAAUCCCCGCCAAUCAGACCCUUAUCGGUCUGAGAGUGUCAAGACUCAUACUUAUCCUCAAGCCUUCCUGACCGAUUAUGGCCAUGUUCAAGCCAAUUCAGUCUUCCCUGAAUUUCACAAGGCAGCACAGCUCAUCAAUCAAGCCCUCUUGGCUCCAAAUGUGGAGGAUGACAAUAAUAACCCCCCAACUCCGAUGCCGAGCCUCGCCACUCUACACGUCAUGGAGCCCCUCCCCAGUGGAUGGAAAACUCGGAUGACUCGGAUGACUCUGAUGAUCAACACUCUGAACAUGAAGUUCUUGCUCAACUCUCAGGCCAUACAAUUGAGCCAGUCAAGGGGAUUUUUUUCCAAGGCUAUAAUCUACUUCAGCAUCGUAUUGCUCGCCGCUCUGGAGGUGCUGAGACAAUGCAUGUUUGCCCAAGGCCGAGCAGAGGAACAGAGGGCAGCACAAGCAGAGGCCUAUGUCUCCCGACAAAUGCCUUAUGAACGGAUGCGCCAGAAAUUGUUGACAAACAGUCACCAAGCUGACCAACGCCCACCAACAGACCUCCGACUUGAAAACAAUUGGGUCCUCAACUUUACUGCAAUCCCUGCAGAUCGACGGACAGGAAGGCAUGUCAUGGAACAGAUCAUCAAACCCUUGUUGGCUACAUGGUCCAAUCCUGGGGUUGUCAGGAAGCUGAAGCAGCAUACAAUUAUUCUGGCACCUGGUGUGUUGCCUCGUCUCUAUCUAUGGGCAACUUAUCCAGUUUUCUGGGGGAUAGAACAAAUCUACCACAUGGAACAACGCCGAAAAUCUGAAAAUCAUCGGCCUGAUCAAAUUUCCAGGGAACUUCUUGCUGCCCUUGAACGUGCUGGCAGUUUUGGUUUCUGUGGGGCUGGCAAGGUUCUGAGCACUUUUGUGAUGGACCCCCUUCUUCUAUCACUUGGAAUCAAGGAAACAGGCUUUCCUUCUCUCAGCAAGAUCGUGCAUUUGAGUCCUGAUGCAAGGGACACAAUUACUGUGGAGGCAGACAAAUGGCCUCGUGAUGCUGAUGGUGUUCCACGCUUUGCAUCCAAGAGAGUGGUUGUAUACAACUACUCACUUUCAACUUUUGAUUCUAUUGUAGCCGAGUGCUUUGUUCGUCAAAUUCGUGAUGGCAUCUACACAUUUUCCGACUUGGCUUCCACCCCCAUGUCCAAACAUGACAAAAUCAUCCAUGGACUGGCUGCAUAUGGUGUUGAUGCUUUGCUGAAGGAUGCCUUAUAUGAAGUGGAGAAGGGGGUUAAGCGUUACAUUGAUGGAGCAAAGUCACUUGCUGAUGCUGAGGAUCUUGGACGCUUUGCACGACAGCUAGAGGAAUUAAAGCAACUGGUACACGUUGAUCGUCCCUUUGAUAACUCACAAUCUGCCACCCAACGGUUGCUCCUUGUUCUCUGCACUUCACCCCAUGCCAUGAAGGGCAUGUUCUCGGAUUGUGCAGUUGAUGUUCUCUCAUGGGUCAAAGUACUGUAUCGGAUGGUUUCACCUCCACGACCUCCAAAGCCAGGCCCUGCCUCAACCCAGAAGAUCACCAUACCACAGAUUGGGGCACCAUUCUUCCCAGAUGGCUGUGCCCGGCAUGUGCUUCGCAGGGUUUUUGAAGCAUUGCGGCAACUUGGUCAGCAUGAUGACUGGGGUGCCCAACAAGAUUUUUGCUGCAACGUCAUUGUCAAACAAAUGGAAGUCUCCCACCUCUGCCGCUAUCCUGCAGCUUUUCUGAAUCCUGUCACUAAACGGCAGACAAAGUAUGCUGUUUGGCACACCUGGACAGAUUUCAUCUUCCCUGAUGGAGGUCCUCAACCCCAUGCUGCUGAGGAGUCCAAUGACCCAGAUUAUCAAGCAGCUCGACUUGCAAGCAUCAAGCUGACAAGUGCAAACCCUCAAUCAUCUUGGACAUGGAUGGAUACAAAGCUGUCUGACCUCACUUGGGUCUUUGAACGUUCUCGACUCCCCACUGAUUGGAUCACAAAGGACAACCUUAAGGAUUCAUUCACUGCUGAACUCACAAAUUGGCUGAAGAGUGCUUACAGUGCUUCGAAUCCACGUUUCAAGCUUGCAUUACUGGCAUCACUCAUCAUUACUGCUUGGGCACCAAACCACCGUGUCAAGGAGAUAAGUGAGAAGAUUCCCAAGAAAAUCUCCCUUGGUGCAAAUAUGCGAGAAUAUGGCAACAAUCUAUGUUGGGAUUUGGAGCAUGGGCAGAGUGCAGCUGGUUGGAAAGCCCGCCCCCCUUUAUUCCACCUCUGGUUACUCUUCAUUUCAGGUGUCCUUAACACAUCAAGUCCAUGGUGGGGACGAAGAACUCUGAAAGAGCAUUGCAAGGGCAUCAAGAAAGCAGAUCGAACUGCUGAGCAAGCUCUCAAUGACACCAUGUUUUCCAAUUUCCGUGACAAGCACAGGAGCAAAGGAAUAGUGAUCGCUGUGUUGGCACGCAUGAAUCUUGUGAAGGCUCUGACACCCAAGGCAUUCACAGCAAAAGCACACUUCCCCACUCUAUAG